Lachancea meyersii CBS 8951 is the source of this 1173-nucleotide messenger RNA. The record is from the annotation of a GenBank genome assembly. NCBI's taxonomy places the organism in Eukaryota, Fungi, Ascomycota, Saccharomycetes, Saccharomycetales, Saccharomycetaceae.
AUGAGCGCCGAUCAGUUCAAAAAGAUUGAGAAGAUCGCUAACUUCAUCAAUAGCAAUCCGAAGGCCAAGGUUGUAUUUUUGGUCGGCGCCGGGAUCUCAACGGCUUGUGGAAUUCCGGAUUUUCGCUCUCCAGAAACAGGAUUGUAUGACAACCUGGCAAAACUAAAGCUUCCUUUUGCUGAGGCCGUUUUCGAUAUAGACUAUUUCCGGGAAAACCCACAACCGUUCUAUACUUUAGCGAAAGAGCUAUACCCGGGAAACUAUGAGCCCUCAAAAUUCCAUCAUCUAAUGCGUGUUUUCCAAGAUAAGGGCCGUUUGCACAGGAUUUACACCCAGAACAUUGAUACUUUAGAGAGAAGCGCUGGUAUUAGAUCCAACUUAGUUGUGGAGGCCCAUGGGUCAUUUGCUCACAACCACUGCAUUGACUGUGGUAUGGAGUACCCCCACGAAUUCUUCAAACAGGCAAUGUCCAAUACAGCCGGGGCGUUUGCUCGAUGCAAAAGCUGCGAGGGCCUUAUCAAACCCAAGAUCGUAUUCUUUGGUGAAAAUCUGCCGUCGCACUUUUUCUCGACUUGGGAUGAGGACCUUGAACAACUGAACGAGAAUCAUAUCGUCAUCGUUGCAGGUACAUCCCUGGCCGUCUACCCAUUCGCAUCCCUCCCUUCUGAAAUACCGAAAAGUGUGAGGCGAGCUUUGGUAAACUUGCAAAAGGUCGGAGAUUUCUUGGCAAGCCCAAGGAAAUCAGAUAUCAUUUUUAAUGGGUCAUCAGAAGUGGCUGCUGAAGAGCUGGCUAGAAAACUAGGAUGGCUAGAUGAACUAGAAAGUUUGGUCGAAGCUGCGUCGAGUAGGAGACAGCAAAGUAUGAAGGAAGCUGUCUCUACUGUAUCAAAGGGUGCAGAAGAAGUUUUGAACAACGUGGUGCAAGAAAUGGAGCAUAUGAGUUUAAGCAACACCAGCGUUAAUAAAAGCGAGACGGUGGAAGUAGAGCAGACGAAGAGCAAGCCUGGAAAUGAAGAACAGGGAAAACAAGAACUUAAGAAACAAGAACCUGAGAAACAAGAACCUGAGAAAACAGAAGAAAUGAAACGGGGGAAUGAACAGAGAAGGAAAGAGGGAAAUGGACAAGAGAACGAUAAGGAACAGAUUCUCGAAAAGAUGGAAAACAAGAACUAA